This is a messenger RNA of Colletotrichum scovillei, 681 nucleotides long. RefSeq lists its product as uncharacterized. Lineage: Eukaryota; Fungi; Ascomycota; Sordariomycetes; Glomerellales; Glomerellaceae. The transcript has 3 exons. The record is from RefSeq and is a predicted model, not a curated record. Bases 1 to 681 code for a protein of 226 amino acids.
AUGUCUGGGGUCCCGCAACCCGCAGCGCAGCAGCAGCUCGAAGCCGCCGAGGCCAUCGCGAUCGCGCAACUGAGCCCCGCGCUCCAGGACCCCAAGACGCGCGUAGUUCGGGGCGUCGUGACAAUCACGUGGCCCUACAGCAUCGUCCGGAAAAACAUUGCCUUCCUCCUCGCCGAGGCCGACUUCCGCCUGCGUCGCGCCAAGGGCCAGGUGCGCGUCGAGUUCGCCGGCUCGAGCGCCAAGGCGAUUGCGGAUGCGGCGCUGGGAAGCGGCGACGAGAUCGCGCUGUCGCUGGACGGGGUCGAGCUCGUUGCGGACGACUCCAAGACGCGCGUUCCCGGUACGAGUUUGGAGUGGCAGCUGAGGUUCACGGAGAGGGUGCUUCUCCAGGCGAAAAUAAGCGACUCCGAAGAGGUCAAGGUUAUCGAUGUCGACCACCCUGCGCAACCCGAACCAGAGCCCGAAGAGCUACCGGUGGCCAUCCUCGAAUCGUUUCAGGAUGUCGAAGAGACCCCGGCGCCUAUAGCGACACCCGCGAAAACACCUUUAAGCAAGAGAUCCGCCGACCAGGGCCUGGGCGCCGACGAAUUUGCCAAAGGCCCGGGCGAAGAAGAAGCCAAAGACGGGCAGGUACAGCAGCGUUUGGACGUACGCCAGUCGAACUCCGAGCCCCGAGCCUGA